This is a messenger RNA of Nematolebias whitei (Rio pearlfish), 1277 nucleotides long. RefSeq names its product solute carrier family 22 member 18 (gene slc67a1). The record is from RefSeq and is a predicted model, not a curated record. Gene Ontology annotation, molecular function: transmembrane transporter activity. Bases 1 to 1062 code for a protein of 353 amino acids. Lineage: Eukaryota; Metazoa; Chordata; Actinopteri; Cyprinodontiformes; Rivulidae. Gene Ontology annotation, biological process: transmembrane transport. The transcript is spliced from 9 exons.
AUGAAGCUGGGCAGUAAACUGACUGGAAAACACCAACAGCAGAUCUGCACAGUGUUUGGAGAUCUGUUUGGAGCUCGAGCUGCCUUGUCUUUAGCGUGUGCAGCGACUAGUGUUUUCUUCGUGCUGCUGGCCAUAGCUGACCAUCCUUUCCUUCUGUUCAUUCACAAACUCCCAACAGUUUUCAUGCACGUUCUCCCUGCAUGUCAAAUGGUCGUCACAGAUCUUUCAGAACCGGAGAAACGGGCCGAUGCUCUGUCCAAACUCGGUUUGUGUUUUGGCAUCGGGAUGAUCGCCGGCUCCACGUUAGGAGGAAAACUGAACACACUCUAUGGGGAGACGGUCACUGCGCUUGUUGGUGCUGCAGGCAGCACCUUCAGUUUAUUGCUGGUUUUAAACUUCAUCCCCAAAUCUACUAAAGCUGAGACCUCCAUAAGCAACACUAAAACUGAGAACCACAACAAGAAAAUAUUUAGUGUGGGAGAGAUCACCAGGCUGAUGAAGUUUCCAAGAGUGACGAGGAUUUUUCUGAUUAAAAUCAUUGCAGGUUUGCCUUCAGGCAUAUUUCAGGUGAUGUUCUCCAUCAUCGCUCUGGACUUCUUCAAGCUUGAACCUGAGCAGAACGGAUACCUGAUGGCGUACUUUGGCAUCGUUCAAAUGGUUGUUCAGGGAGGAGUGAUCGGUCGGCUCACAGCGAGAUAUCAAGAGAAAUCACUGCUGCUCCUGUCCAUCGGAGUCUCUGCUGCCGUGGGACUAGCGCAGGCCUACAUGCAGAACGUGUUCCAGCUCUGCCUCACCGUCACACCAAUGAUCUUUUCCCUCAGCGUGUUUAACAUCAUCACAGACAGCAUGCUCACCAAGAGCGUCCCGUCCUCCGACACAGGAACUAUGCUGGGACUGUGUGCAUCGGUUCAGUCCCUGAUUCGCACGAUUGGACCGACGAUUGGCGGCUUCCUGUACGUGAACUACGGCCUUCCUUCUAUAGGUCUGAUCAAGUGCUGUGUGAACGCCGCUGUGUUCGCUUACCUGCUGCGCCCCGAGAAGAUAGAGAAGCAGAUGGAAUGAAAUCUUGUUCAGUUCUUAAAAAAUACAUUUUGCCUUAUGUUUUUUUACUUGAGGAGAUGUACAAUAAAUAUAGACAAGCUUUUAUACAACUUUAUGCACAUGUGGCUGUCCUUUCAGUUUGGUCACUUAUGAACUGUCACAAAACCACUAGAUGGCAGCAAAGCCUGGACUUUAAUCACAUGCUCUUCAGCUGUACAAAGUAUUUUAAAUAAACU